AUCGUAGAGUCAUUCAUCUACUGUUCAGAGUAUUGUCCAUCAAAUAUAUCCGUGGUUUCUCUGGGCGGACAUCGAGCCAAAGCUUUAGGCUGAGCAGGAACGAACACAAUAUGUCGAGAGGAAAGGCGGAAACCACGCAACUUCAGAAGAAGCUGGAGGAGCAACUCGAGAGACUGGUCGAUCAGCUGGCGGAUCUUGAACAGGAGAAGAGCGAACUCAGCGAAGAGGAGUACAAUGACAUGAAGCAGGACACGGUAGAGCAACUUAAAGAGUUUCAAGCCUCACUCGAUAGAAUUCUGAAGGGUGAUAUCACCCUCGUGGACACUUUGAAUGGCCUGCAACUCGCGAUCCAAGCAGCCAUCUCGGACGCCUUCCGAACGCCGGAAAUCAUUCGAUUGUUCGCGAAGAAACAACCCGUGCAGCUUCGACAAAGACUCACGGAGCUGGAGAGAGACUUGAAAAUAUCCAAAAUCGCGUUGGAACCCUACAACCGAGAGAAGGUCGAGAUACUCCUCGCGUUGCGGAAACUCGGUGAUACUUUAAGUCCCGGGGAGAACUCGUUCAUCGAAAACCAUUCGAGCGCCAGCAUGAAACAAUUCGAGAAGAUUGACGAAAACGUCGAGAUCUCAGAUCGAAAGCUGUUCCAAUUGGCCGCGACCAGUACCGACUCAUCAUGA
Messenger RNA from Galendromus occidentalis (western predatory mite), 677 nucleotides. RefSeq names its product protein LZIC. The transcript has 6 exons. The record is from RefSeq and is a predicted model, not a curated record. Bases 111 to 677 code for a protein of 188 amino acids. Lineage: Eukaryota; Metazoa; Arthropoda; Arachnida; Mesostigmata; Phytoseiidae. Gene Ontology annotation, molecular function: beta-catenin binding.